This is a messenger RNA of Venustampulla echinocandica, 675 nucleotides long. RefSeq lists its product as uncharacterized. Lineage: Eukaryota; Fungi; Ascomycota; Leotiomycetes; Helotiales; Pleuroascaceae. The record is from RefSeq and is a predicted model, not a curated record. The transcript has 3 exons. The coding region runs from base 1 to 675 and encodes 224 amino acids.
AUGCCGGCGGAACAAUGUAUAUUCUCAUAUCGCAACACCAGUAUCCCGGAGAUGAGUCUUGAGUUUGGUAGCACGAUAUCUUGGAUUGUGACUACCUUUCGAGAUCUUCUGACGGAACAGCCUGUGCUAUCUUUCACGGGAAUUGAGAGUGGGAAGAUCGGGUAUGAGCCUUCUAUGUCGCCAGCAGAACGGUUCGUCCAUGGCAGGCAAGUCCUUACGAGGGCGGCCACUUCCACUUCUUACCUAGGAGAGAAAACUGUGUGGACUAAGAAAACUGAUUCUCAUUAUGACAUCUGUUUCGUCGAGGUAGUUAUAGCGAACGGCCAAGAAACGAGUAGUAUUAAGGGCUACCGGAGAUACCAAGCUAUUUACAUAGAACAUCAGUCGAUCAUCACUCUUGAACUCAAGAUCCUCAACAAGCAGCUGCCCGACGAAGAGAGCGUUCAGCUUCAGCUGAGCAGGGAAGAAUUAACGGGUUUUACACACAUCCUUUGUGCUGCUUCCUGGUUCGACGAGGAGCCCGUGGUGGGUAUGGCCGAACUGAAUACAUUCGGGGGUGGGAUAGAUUCGAUAAAUACCAGAAGGAAGUUACUGAUGGGCAUGGGACGGAUAGCCGCAGGACAGUUCGGGAGAUGGGUUCGGCAGGAGAUGGAGGUGAAAAAUAAGCCCGCUUAG